UGCGCUUCACUUUAAAUCAGGUCGGAACACUCCCACCUGAUCAUAACAAAACCGCAACACAGACAAGAGAGCACAGUUCCCGUGUCGACGUACGAAAGAUUACUUCUGCUCCAAGAUGGGGAGAGCGGACCACAAUAAGAAGACCGAUCCAAAGACGACCUGCAAAUGCGGCUCCUCUUGCCUCGGCCCCAUGACCUUCCAUCCUAGGGCUGUGGGAGACAUGAUCUGCCUGAGCGAGGGCGGUCGACGUGCCGAGAGGAUUGAAGAUACUUUCAAAGGUGGUGUUGUUUUCACCAGUCGCCCUGUGAUGACCUACGAGAAGAUCCGGUUGCUGGUGGAGAAGCACGUGCCACACUGGCAAGGAGCCAUGCGUGUGGGCUUCACCAACGUUAAUCCAUCGGCCAGAUCUUUGCCUCUGCCCCCGUUUUCUAUGCCCAACCUCACCCAAACCUCGGGUCACUGGGCCAUGCCUGUGCAUGAGUCUUACUGUCAGGAAACAUCGGUGCUGGAAUUCUGGGUCACAUACAGCGGCAAAAUAUGUGUGAAAUUUCAAAACUCUGGGAAGCAAAGGCUAGUCGCGAAUGUGGACGUCAGAAAGCCUCUCUGGGCCAUGAUUGAUGUCUACGGCCAGACGUGCUCCGUCUUCCUUCUAGGCUCAAAGACAAAGGGUUUUCUUUUCAAGAAAACAUCUUGCCCUGGCCCUGAACCUCCCAUCAGACGGCCCUCCACUUUCAGUCUUGAAAAUACAACGCUGAGCGAAAGCUCUGACGACAGGACGUCCUGCCUGAACAUGGAAAUCCCAGCAGAUGGCUACUGCGUGGUGUGCAUGGUGCGGCAGACGGACAUCACGCUGCCCUGUGGUCACCGCUGCCUCUGCAAUCACUGCACCCCCAGAGUCCUGGCGCAGUUUGGUACCUGUCCGCUGUGUCGACUGGUGAUCAGCCCUCCACCGGUGAUGUGGACGUGACCCUUUGGAGCUGGCAGAUCGCUAAACCUGCUGCAGAAAGCAUCAAACGCAAACUACUGACAGACUGUAACACUGCAGACAGCAACCACUGAAUGUGUCCUGGUACAGAAACCAAUAAUUGGGGGAUUUCUGAAGGAAAAAAAAAAUCCCCUGAGUGAAGUAAAACCAGGAUUUUAAAAUGAAUAAACCUGAAACUCGUACAAGAGUAAAGGUUUUGAGAUGCUACUAGUGUGAAGACACUUGUUAUUGUUGCUUAUGAUUGUUUUUAAAAAAGAAAAUGUGUUUUUUUAAUUUUUCUAAAAGCACUUUCUUUUGUUAUUUGUAAAGUCUUAUUUGGACUCAGGAUGUUAUUUAUAUGGUAAAUAUAAUAUUUACUUUGAAAUUAUUUUUCAGGGACAAAGUGUAUAUAAUACAGGAUGAUUUUUUUGUAUUAUCAACUGUGGACAUGAAAAUAAACCACGAUACAUUCCACAAAUUUA
Messenger RNA from Xiphophorus hellerii (green swordtail), 1446 nucleotides. RefSeq names its product E3 ubiquitin-protein ligase NEURL3-like. Gene Ontology annotation, cellular component: early endosome. The transcript has 4 exons. Lineage: Eukaryota; Metazoa; Chordata; Actinopteri; Cyprinodontiformes; Poeciliidae. Gene Ontology annotation, molecular function: ubiquitin protein ligase activity. The record is from RefSeq and is a predicted model, not a curated record. Bases 116 to 967 code for a protein of 283 amino acids. Gene Ontology annotation, biological process: ubiquitin-dependent endocytosis.